AUGGCUUCCACGACGACAGUCACGCCCACAUCAGCCACCGGCGACACCCCGAAACUGCUGAAGAAGGCCGCCUCUGGAGACGCCAAAAACGCGAACUCUUCACCGCAGACCUCGUUCGGGUGCUCACACGUUAAGAACCUUCUCCAAAGCGCACGGCAGCAGGCUGUCGAGGGAUAUACCAGAGUGAUAAACUCGUUACGCAAAGAAGGGAAUGUGAGCAAUCGGAUAUACAAGAGCGCAGCCGGGCCAGCAUCGACCAUACAAACCACACACCUCUGCUUGCAAUGUCCUAACGUGAGCACGUCGAGGGAGAGGCAUCGCAAGGAACAUGGCUUCUCUGUCGAGUCGUCUCAAGGCUACCUCUACUGCCACGAAUGCCGCGACUUCGUCUACGACCCGACCUUCGAAGAGAUCCGAGCGCCCAACAACAAGAAGAGGAAGAACUCGGCAGCGCUUCUAGAGAGCGACAAGAAGCUCGUAUCCACCCACACCGCAUUGACACCAUGCGCAGCGACAGGCCUGCGAGGUCUCUAUAAUAUGGGACAGACUUGCUUCAUGUCGGUCAUCCUACAAUCACUCAUUCACAACCCCCUCAUUCGCACAUACUACCUAUCCGAAGGCCACAAGUCUGGCGACUGCGACCGCGAUGCUUGCACUUCAUGCGCGCUGGAUGACAUCUUCACCGAUUUCUUUGGACAAGAGAAGCAUGAGGGGUAUGGAGCGGUACACAUGUUGCAAGGUUGCUGGAAAGGGGGUGGUGGACUGGCAGGAUAUAGCCAGCAAGAUGCACACGAGUACCUUGGAUUCAUACUCAACAGCUUGCAUGAGGCGAACACCGAUGAUGAGGAAAAGUCGGACGGCCAAAAGGACACCAAGGACUGUACCUGCGUCAUACAUCAGACGUUCGGCGGCUUGCUCAAAAGCACCGUCACCUGCGCGACGUGCAAGAACACCACCACCGCAGUAGAGGCAUUCAUGGAUCUCAGCCUGGAUGUCAAGAGCACGGGAUUUGCGGUCAAAAAGAAGAAGCUGGCUCUGACUAACAGCAUACAAACGAUAAAGGAAGCCUUGCCCAUGGAUUUGGCCGAAUGCCUGAACCGCUUCACGACGGCCGAGACGCUGUCCAGCGACAGCUACCACUGUCGAAAAUGCGACGCUUCACGCGAGGCAAGGAAGAAGCUCACACUGACGAAGCUACCACCAGUAGUACCGAUACACCUCAAACGCUUCUCGCACUCCAAAACAAAUUCCCAAAGCAGCAAAGUCGACACCAAGGUCCGGUUUCCCUUGACCCUCGAUCUUGGUCCAUACGUAACACCGAACAAGUCUGGUGAUACUGCAAAUGGACACGAACCUGGCAAACCUGGGAACGAAGAUGACGAAGACACGAUCGACGUCAAAACUCCUUCCAAAUCCGGUGAUAAGGGAACCGAACCACGGCAGCCAGUGUACGAGCUUUCCUCGGUCGUCGUACACAAGGGGAAGAUCGACAAUGGGCACUACAUCUCGUAUUCAAGGCAAGGUGGGGAAUGGUUUCGGUUCGACGACAGCAUGGUUGUGCAGGUGGACGAGAAAGAGGUGUUGGGUGCUGAGGCGUACAUGCUGUUCUAUGUGGUUGGGGAGUUGUGA
Messenger RNA from Zasmidium cellare ATCC 36951, 1629 nucleotides. RefSeq lists its product as uncharacterized. Gene Ontology annotation, biological process: protein deubiquitination. Gene Ontology annotation, molecular function: cysteine-type deubiquitinase activity. The coding region runs from base 1 to 1629 and encodes 542 amino acids. Lineage: Eukaryota; Fungi; Ascomycota; Dothideomycetes; Mycosphaerellales; Mycosphaerellaceae. The record is from RefSeq and is a predicted model, not a curated record. The transcript has 3 exons.